AUGAUCCAGCUGCUGUUCACGCUGCUGGCCGCCGAGGCAGCGCUGGUGCUCGUGCUGCUCUUCCGCACGCCCGCUCGACGCCUCGCGCUGCUCGCCGUGGACUGCAGCAAGCGCGGCCGCGGGCCCCUAAUGGCCAGGACCGUCGCGGCCACCAUGUUCGUCGUGCUCGGCUCCAGCGGCUACAGCAUCGCCAAGAUCCGGCGCCGCGAAGGCGAGUUCGCCCAGCUCACGCCCACAGACCAGGUGCUCGCCAGCCGCCACCUCCUCGAGGCCUCGCUCAUGGCAUCCGCAUCAGCGGUCGAAGAUACCGCCCAUGCCUACGACGUCGGCACUGUCCGCUUAGCUCAACUUCCCCGGCGCCGGCGUUGCACAACUGCCCCGCUGUGCCAUCGGUCAGCUCCAUGGACAGCACGCGGCGUCCGAAGGUGCUACAUCGCAAUCGACGUGGCAGUAGCAGUGACGCAUGGAUACUCUCUGUUUCUUGGGCUAAUUAUUGAUCGACUGCAUCACUAUAUCAGGCAAUUACGGGCGAUGAAGAAAAACAUGGAGGCUGUGACAAAGCAGAGCAGGGUCUUGGAAGAAACAAAACUCGGAGACUCUGAGGAAAUUCAAGGAUAUCAGAAAAAGAUUGACAGUUUGAAUGAACAGGUGCAAGUACUCAAACACCAGUCAGAAUCUCAAACACAGGAGCUAAAAACUGCUGAAAUGAAUAAUUUGGCUUUACAAAAACAAUCUGAAGGUUUGCUUACUGAAUAUGAGCGUCUAAUUGCGGAGAAUGAGGAAUUGAGGAAUAAGCUGCAAACAAUGGACCUCCGCUUCUCCCGUUCUGACAGCAAGAAAAAUACAUAG
Molecule: messenger RNA, 849 nt
Organism: Triticum turgidum subsp. durum (durum wheat)
Lineage: Eukaryota; Viridiplantae; Streptophyta; Magnoliopsida; Poales; Poaceae
Source: the annotation of a GenBank genome assembly